AUGGCCCAAGGCGCAAUAAAACCGUCCACCAAGGCCAAGGCCCCCAAGGCAACACACUCCAAGAAACAAGCAUCCAAAGUCACCAAGCCUCAGAAGUCAAGGACAAGCCUCGAGAAGGCGCACAAGAAGUUCUCCGCCGGGCUGACAGCCAAGACGGAGGCGUUGCUGGGCGAAAGAGCGGGACACCUCGAGUUGAUUGGGAAGGGCAAGAAAGGCAAGGACAAGAGGGUGUCCAUCAAGGGCGGGUCAAAGAAGUUUGGCUGA
Metarhizium album ARSEF 1941 is the source of this 264-nucleotide messenger RNA. RefSeq names its product putative protein family UPF0390. The record is from RefSeq and is a predicted model, not a curated record. The coding region runs from base 1 to 264 and encodes 87 amino acids. The transcript has a single exon. NCBI's taxonomy places the organism in Eukaryota, Fungi, Ascomycota, Sordariomycetes, Hypocreales, Clavicipitaceae.